Molecule: messenger RNA, 783 nt
Organism: Magnusiomyces paraingens
Lineage: Eukaryota; Fungi; Ascomycota; Dipodascomycetes; Dipodascales; Dipodascaceae
Exons: 1
Coding region: 1-783 (260 amino acids)
Cellular component (GO): cytoplasm
Molecular function (GO): phosphoadenylyl-sulfate reductase (thioredoxin) activity
Source: RefSeq, a predicted model, not a curated record
AUGACCAAGGACACAAUAGAACUUUCUCCUUCUCACCUGGAGUACAUUAACACUAAUUUGUCGACAAAGACUGCUGAAGAAAUUCUUCAAUGGUCACUGACAACUUUCCCCGGUCUUUUCCAGACCACAGCAUUUGGUCUUACUGGCCUUGUUAUUCUCGAUAUGAUUUCAAAGAUUUCGCCAGGCGCGCACCCAAUCGACUUAAUAUUCAUGGACACACUUCAUCACUUUAAGGAGACUCUAGAGCUCGUUGACCGGGUAAAGGCCAAGUAUCCCCAAAUUCAAAUUCACAUUUACAAGCCUGAGGGUGUCAACACUGAGGAGGAGUUUGCUAGAGAGUACGGCGAGAAGCUGUGGGACACCAAUGACACUUUCUACGACUACCUUGUCAAGGUUGAGCCUGCUUCACGGGCGUAUGAAGACCUUGGGGUCAAGGCAGCUAUUACUGGUCGUCGCCGAAGCCAAGGCGGUGCCCGUGCCAAGCUUCAAGCAGUUGAGUAUGAAGCUGACACAAAACUCAUUAAGAUUAACCCAUUGUUCAAUUGGACUUUCCAACAAGUUCAACAAUAUAUUAAAGAAAACGACAUUCCAUACAAUGCUCUGCUGGACCAGGGCUACCGGUCUGUUGGUGACUACCACUCGACGGUUCCUGUGAAGGAGGGUGAGGAUGAGCGUGCAGGUAGAUGGAAAGGCAAGCAAAAGACAGAGUGCGGAAUUCAUGAGACUUCUCGGUUUGCUGAAUUUCUGGCGGCUCGCAAUCAGCAGCCUCAAGCUCAAAGCUAG